Molecule: messenger RNA, 2998 nt
Organism: Zeugodacus cucurbitae (melon fly)
Lineage: Eukaryota; Metazoa; Arthropoda; Insecta; Diptera; Tephritidae
Gene: Plekhm1
Exons: 8
Coding region: 284-2518 (744 amino acids)
Source: RefSeq, a predicted model, not a curated record
ACAAAACAUUUGCAUUCGAGUGGUGCAGUGAUAUGACAAUUCAUACAAUUUUCAAAACAAUACAAAAGAAAAAUAAACAUUUUCGAUAAUUAAAGCAGAAUAUACAAAACGAAACUUUACAUUUGCGUGUUUAUCAGUUAUGUAUUAAAAUAAAUCAUGUUGGUUGGAGUCAUAUCUGGAAGAAAUGAGCAGUAGCAGGACGACUUUCCGAAAGUGCGCAUUUGAGCUAGUGUUUCAUGAAAAUUAUUUGACCUAGAAAUAUAACGUAAUAAGCAGUAACACAAUGAGUUCUUUAUUCAACAGUUUUAGCAAAUUUUGUAGUAAACGUGAGAAUGCUAUCAAAGAAGCGCUUAUAAAUACGCUCAUAGAAAAUUCACGUGAAAUACAAUAUGAAGUGAAGCAGCGGGGGUGUGAAAGUUUGGAGCUUUGCGAAGCUACCAGCACGCUAUGCACCACUUUGGAAGCAGUUUUUCUGCAUGGUCUUAAGGAUUCAUUACUUUGGAACACUAUUAGUGUAAUCGCUGGCGAUGAAGAACGCCGACCAGAGCCCAGCUUUUGGGCACCUUUACUGAUAUUUAUGCACAAGCAAGUUAUCGAACAGGUUCAAACGCUUUCGCAAAUCACCACGGAAAUCGGGCAAUGUCGCGCUUGGAUACGCCUCUCACUGAAUGAAUCUCUAUUUUCUGCUUAUCUAAAUAACAUGCGUAAAGGCAAUUCGUUGCUAAGUCCAUAUUAUAAAAAAUUUGCAUUGCUCAAAGAUAGUGAUGGUCUGGAAAUGGCUGCAAAGACUAUGGAGGGUAUCGAGGCAUUUGUGCAGUUUAAUUUGCCAGUGAAUUCGAGUUUGCUCAACUACUGGCCUGACUAUGCUUUGCAAUUGUCAGGGCUAUGGACGCCACCGUUGAAAUCAUGUCCGAUAAGUAGUGGUGUUGAUAUUGCCGACACACUUGGCGUGGAAGAUGCUGAGGUAGCUGAAGCUGUUGUAAUGCUGCCAACGCCACGUCCGAUAAGCACGAGCGAAGCUUUCUCACAAAAGAUUGAGAAUUUACCCAAUUUACAGUCGCCAAGCGCUGCAGAAAUAGCCGCACAACGCGAAAAUGUCGACAUACUGUUAAAAGCAGUCGAUGAAAUGCAAAUGAUAAGCGAAGAGAGUACAGAAGAAGCUACAAACCAAAGCCAAGUGGACGAUAAAAAUGCGCAAGCAGAUAACGAGUUUGCAUUUAAAGGCAACAAAUCAAAGAAGAAACGCAAAAAAUCAAGAGAAAUGGCUGAAGCGCGUAUACGUGACUAUAUAACCGGUGAAGCUGGCUAUAAGACAGAGCCAUCAUCGCCUGUAACGCCUGGGAACUCACUAAUGAAUUUAAUGCACACCUCGUGGUCUGGAGACGAAUCAUCCGUGUCCGAAUUGAACACACCCACUUUGGAACGGCCCUUAUAUAGACGUGCCUCAAGUAAUGCCAGCACGCUAAGCUACAACACUUUGCUGGGCAAACAUGAACGUGAGAAGCUGCAGAUACAAAUAAAGAAUAAUGCCUUGACCGUAGAGCGCACAUGUGUGAACCAUGCAGAUGCUGAUGAUGCAGCAGAGCAUGAGGGUGACAAUAAUGGUAGCGAUUCAAAUGAUAGUCGUUUGACCUUGGAUUUUGAAGUGGUGCCCAACUCUAAUUUAGAUCGCAUGAAUGUCAGCGAAAUACAAGAAAUGCUGGAGCAGAUGCACAAGUUGGCGCGCCAACCCGGCUUGGAUGCACAGGGAUUCCUCUGCAAAUCAUGCCAACAUCCCUUGGGUAUUGGUUACACGAACUUUCAAGUUUGUGGAUUCAGUGGCAAUUACUUUUGUGAUAACUGCAUGGACAUUGAACAGUUGAUGAUACCAGCUAAAAUUAUAUACAAUUGGGACUUUCGAAAGUAUGCGGUAUCGAAGCGCGCUGCCGUUUUCCUAACCGAGUUUCGCAAUCAACCGGUUAUUGAUUUGGAACUCUUGAAUCCCGCAAUUUAUAACGCCUCCGACGCCAUGGCCGAUCUGCAAUCGUUGCGCAUACGUUUGAAUUUUCUACGCGCCUACCUAUACACCUGUGAGCCGAAAAGUAUACAACUACUGCAAUUGCAAUUCUAUGGGCGCGAAUAUCUCUACGAGCACAUACAUUUAUAUUCUAUAAGUGAUUUGCAUUUAAUAUUGCGUGGCACACUCUAUCAACAAUUGCAGAAGGCAUACAAAAUAGGCGAAGCGCAUGUAUUGAAGUGUCCACUGUGCAGCGUCAAAGGUUUCAUUUGUGAAAUAUGCAAGAGUUCACGCGUGUUGUAUCCAUUUCACAUUGAAACCACAUAUAGGUGCGAGAUAUGUGGCGCCGUCUUUCAUGCACAAUGCCUCAACGACCAGCAGCCAUGCCCGAAAUGCGAACGCAGGCGUAAAAGAGAGGAGUUGGAUUUGGAAGAGGUAAAUUUUGCAGAAAAUGCACAGAAUUUGUCUACAUCAACCACUCAAAUUGCUGAAGACGUGGAAGAAGUGCCCGCAGCGCACUAAAUUUACCAAUAAAUAUUAUUCUGUGUACUAUGUUUUGUAAUAUUUGCAGUGAUAAGUAGUUAAGUAUCUGUAUCUAUUAAUUGCUAUUAGUGUAUGGAGAUCUCUCUCCAACUGUCUAGUGAAGUAACUCUUCACUGAGCUCAUAUCAAAGUAUUUAUAUUUAAACUACAUAAAUGCAAUAACACUAAUUAGCUUAAUUAUAUAUUAUUUUAAGCUAUAUAAUAUUCUUAACUCAAGAAUUUAACAAACGCUCGGAAAUUUUCCCAAUAUCUUUAAGCGUAUAGAUGUAUACAUGUAUGUAUAAAAUUAAAAAAACAAUAAUAAUUGUUCUUAUAUAGUGUAAAAUAUAUCGAUUAAAUGUUUUGGCUACAAACGCACGCUUUAUGUUGCCACACAAGCAAUUACUUUAUAUUAAUAUUGAAUAACUUGAAAAUUAAUUAAACAAUAAAAAGGCUAUAAAUGUCGAUAUUUACACACAUA